AUGACGGUUACUAGCCUGGUUAUGCAGAACCGCCGAGGCCAUGCCUCCGGGAAGCGUCCACUGCGUCUCCCCAUCAUCGCACCCAAAGAGGAGGUUGCAGGAAAGUCAGAGAAGAGCUUGGUUGCUCCUCCGCGCAUUCGCCUCCCACCACGCUCCCGGACUGGUUGCUGGUAUGAUUCCUCUCGUUACUGGGCUACCGUCCAAUUCCUGGCCAAAGCUAACUGUUCCACAGGACAUGCCGCAGUCGCAAAGUCAAAUGUGAUGAAGGUCACCCCCCAAUGCAAUCAAUGUACUCGCCUCGGCCAUGUCUGCGACUACCGGCCUCGUCUAGCCUUUCGCGAUGACACUCCCCGCAUCAUGGGCCGCAUGUCAGACGUGAAGACUGCGGGAAACAUUGUGUGGGAUUUAUCUUCACCAACACCCAGUGAAGACAGCCGAUCGGAUUAUUUCUCUUCAAGGGAUUCUCUCCCGCCCUUCUCGCUCCUUACCUCGGAUGAGGACCGGGAGAAGAAGGCCGAGGCUUCUGCUCCGGGUACCUUCCAUGUGGUCGUGGUUCCCGAUAGCUUCGCGACGCUGCCAGAAUAUUCCGAUGAUACCGACAAGCUCUCGCUUCAUGAGAUUCCCGAAUAUAAUCCAACGGCCAACAGCCCCACCACGAGCCGGGCUGGAAGCGACGUUGAGCAUGAUCCUAAUGUGGUCAUCCUAAAGACCUUCGAGGAUGUCAGCCGCCGGUCUCCUUCCAGUAAAUCAAGGGUUUCCCCUACAUCUGAGAUAUCUGACCCCUUCUGUGCCCUCUCUCUAUCCCCCUCUCUCGACCCGCUCCCAUCUCCAGCCAUUGCAGAGGAAGAUCUGGCUCAAUUCCUCGAGUUCCCUGUGCAACCAAGCCAGGAUUUCACUCUUUUCAGCCAUUUCCGCCAUGUGGUUUGGAAACAAUUGUUUCCGCACGAUCGGCAACAAGAUGCUUCUUAUGGUUAUGAGAGCAGUGGCAUGAGCUUGAAUGUGGAUUUCAUCGAGCGGGAGGCUGCCCGCUUUCCUCCUCUUUCACAUGCUAUCAUGGUUGUUUCGGCCCUGAGUCUCGCUCACAGCGGCACAGGCCACAAUGUCGAUGCGCUGCAGUACUACCAGCAGGCAUUCCCCUCCCUCCAAAAUAGUAUCCGCAAUGACGAUGAUCUCGUCUCGGACGGCCUUUUCCUGACUCAUUUCCUGCUUCUGAUCUAUGAGGUUGCUGCUGCUGAGCCGCACGGCUCCAAUCUCUGGUCGCACCAUAUCUCCCGUCUCCUUCACAUUUCAUUCCUCCGGAAGGCCCAUUUUGGCAGAGAGCCCCACCCAUUCAUCAUCUGGUGGGUUUGCCACAUUGAUCUGUAUGCUCUCUUCAGCGGAGCUGGGAACGGCGAGUUUGUACGCUCUAUCAUGGACAACCAGAUGCUCCCUGGCUACGAGUGCCUUUGCUACCCUUCCAAUGCAGAGGGCUUCAGCGUUAUCUACCCUAAAGAGGCUGAUAGCUUGCCUGUCAUGAUGCACCUGUAUGCUGAGACUUUCAAACUGGCCGCUCAGCUCGGGUUCCUUGGUGCUCAGCUUCGCCAGGAAAGGCGGUCCAUGUCAUACGCGGACUUUAACCAGCGCUCCAAGGAAAUUGGCGAUCUGCGACAAGCAUUCAGCCGCUUGUGGGAGUCUCCCGAUGUUGCUUUCUGGCAACAGCAUCAAGAUAACCUCCCCCGGCGAUCCCAAGAGAUCAUGCAACAGUCAGCUACGCUCUUCCACACAUGCAACCUGUUCUCCUAUACUAGCAUGUGGCCCGGUCAGCGUCUCGAAUCGGAAUACUCGACAUCCGGCGAAAUUGACCACCACGCAUCAGAGAUCCUGCGCAUCGCCGAGCGAACGAACAGUACUCGUCGCGCCGACCGCCACUUUUUGGUGUUCCCGCUGUUUCUGGCUGGGGCUACCGUUUCAGCCAGCGGUCUCAAGAUGAUGGCGAUGGAGCUGAUGACUGGGAUGGAAGACGAAGAGGAUGGCAUGGGCCGUAACGCAGCCACCACUCGUGCCAUCCUCCAAACCGUCUACGAGCGCCAAUUGGAGCGGCUCAUGCGCGUCGGUCACACUCUCGAUGUGGAGUGGGCCGAUUUGAUGGCCCAGGAGAGGCUGCAGAUGGUUAAUUUUGGAUUUUAG
Molecule: messenger RNA, 2166 nt
Organism: Penicillium chermesinum
Lineage: Eukaryota; Fungi; Ascomycota; Eurotiomycetes; Eurotiales; Aspergillaceae
Product: transcriptional regulator family TF
Exons: 8
Coding region: 1-2166 (721 amino acids)
Biological process (GO): positive regulation of transcription by RNA polymerase II
Cellular component (GO): nucleus
Molecular function (GO): DNA-binding transcription factor activity; transcription cis-regulatory region binding
Source: RefSeq, a predicted model, not a curated record